Molecule: messenger RNA, 2235 nt
Organism: Symbiodinium necroappetens
Lineage: Eukaryota; Dinophyceae; Suessiales; Symbiodiniaceae
Source: the annotation of a GenBank genome assembly
AUGAAGUUGAAGCCCUUCGCUCACCUCACAAAGUCGGAGGUACUGGACCAGGUGAAGCGAAUGGGCUUCGCAUCGGAUUACCAUCCCUAUCAGAAGGACUUCGAGAAGUAUCCGCUAGAGGAUAUCCUCCUGCUUUUCGACCCUUCCAAAGCGUACGGCGAAAAGCUGGUGUGGUGCACCACAGAGGAAGCCUACAAGCGCGAGAUGGAAAGACUCACAGAGCUCCGCCAGGGCGUGAUGGACGAGUUCGAGAAGGAAAAUCAGAAGGGGGAGGAAGGCGGAAUUGAGGAUGAGCCAGAAGAGAACAUCGUCAUUCGUGAUCUCCCCAAGGAGUGUAAAGAGUGGAAGUCCGAGACGGCGGAGGCUACGCACGACGAGGUUCGUACCUUCACCGUCCACAAUAGCCGCCCACUCCUGGAGAUAAUGAUCACCAGGCCUCGCAGCCAAUUUGGGAAGUCGACGAAGUUCAGCGACUCAGGCGAGAACAAUCAGAAUUGCAGACCGCAGAAGGAUCACAAUUUCGCCCCUCCAAAAAAGGAGCUGGAGAUGGGAAUCCAGGCUGUAAAGGAGACACGAACAUGCUCCUGCCAGACCACUUGGUUCCGUCCCGUCAACAAGUCCACGCAGUACAUUCCGGGGGACUUCUUGCAGAAGGGCGCAGAUCUUGGCUAUGACAAGGUGGAUGAGCUUUCCAUGUUCCUCUCUACCGUCAGUGUCGGAGUCGAGGAGGCCCUUCAGACAAACGAGACGGUCGACAUCUUCCAAGAAGAGUUCUCGCAUUUGGGGGAGGAAGAGGCUGGCGCGAUCACGAAGACCCACUCGAAGCUCAAGGAGCACCCGAACUUCCACGAUGUGACCUACACGAAAGGAAAGCGCAUCGAGUGGGUCGAGUGGGUCCCGGGCUCUUCCGACAUGGUGGUCUCCUCCUGUUGUGAGAACCUGGCUUUCGUCGACCGGUUAGAGAACUCGGGCAAGGCUUCUGUGAGUACUGUGUUGGUCUGGUCCUUUGCGGAUUCCCUGAGCCCACAUGCCAUCCUGGAGUCUCCAUGGGAGGUCACGGUCUUCAAAUUUUAUCCUAGUGACCCGACCUUUCUCAUUGGUGGACUUGGGAAUGGACAAAUAGCAGUCUGGAAACUAUCCACCACCGACCUAGGUUUUGCGGCCGCAAAGACGACGAACCAUGCUGCGCGUGGGGGAAGCCUGGAGGAGGAGAAGAACUCCACCAUCCCGACAGUUACCCACCGCCAGAUGUCAAUGAUCGAUGAGUCGCACCGAAAAGCGGUGGUCGCCAUCGAAUUCAUGCCGGCGACGAUAGAGGUGGAGCGCCGCGGCAAGGGAGCCAGUGAGAAAAACCCAGCAGAUGCACCGAUCAAGUAUUUCUUGACCGUCGCAGGGGAUGGCCAGGUCAUGAUCUGGGACUUCCAGGCAAUGCUUGAUGCCAUCAAUGACAACGACUUCCUUUGGCGGCCUGUCCACCGCGUACAGCUACAGCGGCAGGACAGCGGCACUGAGAUGGGUCUUUGCCACAUCCUGCACUGCCAUGAUCGGUUCGACGACAAGGGCAACAAGCUGCUGACGAACUUCUACGCCAGCACGGAAGAGGGCGAGCUGAUUCUCGGGGAUUGGGCCGCUCGGGGCGAAGAGGAUCGGAAAGCAGAUGUCGUGAAGAAGAUGUACAGCACUUGCAAGACCUUCCGGCCUAUGCUGUCGCUGGAGCGAUCACCUUUCUUCGAAGACAUCCUGCUAGGGGUUACCGAUUGGGCCUUCUUCCUCUUCAAGGACGGGCUCAGUGAGCACUUGUUUAUGUCCUCUUACACCUCGACGUAUUACACUCGCGGUGUCUGGAGCCCCACACGGCCCUCGGUAGUUUUCCUUGGCCUUGUCAGUGGAGGGAUUGACAUCUGGGACUUCAGUGAUCAGUCUCACAAGGCGUCGCUGUCCGACACUGGGGCAUCUGUGGCGAUCACGUCCAUGAUGUUCUGCUACCACGGUGACAUCAAGGAGGGGCAGAAGCUGGCUGUCGGCGAUGCGCAAGGCCAUCUCCACAUCCAGAACAUCCCAAAGAACUUGAUAAAGCCUGGCGGCCGAGAGAAGGAAAACAUGAGGCGCUUCCUCGACAGAGAGGAGAAGCGUGUUCGAUACUUCCAGGAGCGGCAGCAGGAGCUGAGAGACCUGAAGGACCUGAUGGAGAAGCAGGCCCAGAUGGCAGCCGAUGGUGCCGGCGAAAAGGAGAAG